Messenger RNA from Pieris brassicae (large cabbage white), 1660 nucleotides. Its product is annotated as early growth response protein 1-like. Bases 116 to 946 code for a protein of 276 amino acids. The transcript has 2 exons. Gene Ontology annotation, molecular function: RNA polymerase II cis-regulatory region sequence-specific DNA binding; DNA-binding transcription factor activity, RNA polymerase II-specific. The record is from RefSeq and is a predicted model, not a curated record. Gene Ontology annotation, biological process: regulation of transcription by RNA polymerase II. NCBI's taxonomy places the organism in Eukaryota, Metazoa, Arthropoda, Insecta, Lepidoptera, Pieridae.
CGAUCCACAACACGCGUCGUACGCGCCGGUCAACAGCUCAUCCUGUCAUUUCCGCCUCAACAACUAACGAUUUCUAUGAUUGAAUCGCCGCUGGACGUAACGCAAAUUACUAAAAAUGUAUCGGGAGGACUGUGGAUCGCUUUUCGAUGACCCCGUACUCAGUGAUCAACUCCUGUUCGAGUAUUCGCCGGCUGAAAGCCUCAUUAAUUUCGAACUUCCGGCGUCCGUUAGUGCCGAAGUUGACGAGUGGCAGUUCAAUGAUUUCGAUUUCCAUUGCGACGCUUUUGUGAGUGAUUUUAAUGAUACUAACAGGAACAACUGCAUCGAAGAGAGCUCUUCCGUCCUAUUCGAUUUUGCGGACUUAGAUAAGAAUAUUAAUUUAGAUGACUAUCUGUUUGAUGAAUUAAGCAGUGAUAAAUCGUGUGAUGAGCAACCAUGUGCUACAAAUUCGACAGAUGCCUGUGACGUUGGUCUUUCUGUGUUGGGUAUCGAUCUCGACAGGACCUAUCCCCAAACGCUGGAGUUGGCUGAUUUGCAAGAAAUUAGUCCAAGUGAAAAGAGUGAAACGUCCGUAGAGAAUAAAGUACAGACAUGGGGUGAGCCCACAUUUUACCCUAACUUAGGAGCGUUUAGAUGCCCGGUGGAGGAGUGUGGAAAGUUAUACGCAAAAGCGUCUCACGUUCGGGCACAUUUGCGGAGACACAGUGGUGAGAAGCCUUACAAGUGCACUUGGGGUGGGUGCAGUUGGCGUUUCGCUCGAUCGGACGAACUCGCCCGGCAUCGACGAAGCCAUUCGGGAGACAAGCCCUACAGGUGCAGUGAAUGCGGUAAGAGAUUUGCACGUUCGGAUCACCUCGCGAAACACGGACGCGUACACGCAAGACGGGCUGCCGCCGCAGCGGCUGCUAAGCGUGCUGCUCAUAUGCCUAGAAGACGACCAAUAUAGUAAUUUUAAAAUGCGCUGGUUGAAAAGAAGUUUUGUGGACUAUAUAUGUAGAGACGUGACCAAAAAAAUGUGCCAAAUAACGUUACUUAACAAGAAUUUAUUAAUAUAGUUAUUUUAUAGUGUAUAAGUAAACUAAAAGUUGAUAUUAUUUAUAAAAAAAUUGUAGUAGUUUAGAAACUCUGUAACAGUGGUAACAUUAUUUUAUUAUUUUCGCUCAUUAUGCUUGCGAAUAGCAUAUCGAAAUAAACACACGUACAAUGAAACAGUCAUCAUAAUUAUUUUUUUAACGUAAGGUAUAAAAAAGAUAAAUAAUUAUGUGCCUAAAGAGUUAACAGUAAAUUACUCAAUGUUACUAUUUUUAUUUAGCUGAUCACGACAGUCAAUGCACUUUCGUGGUGACCUCUCAAAUCAAAUCUCAUUUAAUGCCCCUUUAGACGGUAAUACUUUGUUAUUAUUAUGGAUCUACUACUUGUUAUACGUGCACCUAGCGUUCUUAUGUACGGUGAAAACUUAAUAUAUUUAUUAUUUAAGGACUAUAAAGUACUGAUUAUUAUGUAAUUACGAAUAAGUAUGAAUUUAAAUAUUUUGUAUAACUUAAUCUUUUACUACCUAUAGUAGCAGUGAGGUAUACAAUGUGGCUCUCUAUGAGUAUUACAGGACAAGCACUCAAAGAUACAAUAGUCAAUGUAAAAUUUAUAUAAUUCACUGAAAUCA